This is a messenger RNA of Paramecium primaurelia, 423 nucleotides long. Lineage: Eukaryota; Ciliophora; Oligohymenophorea; Peniculida; Parameciidae. The record is from the annotation of a GenBank genome assembly.
AUGGCAAGAACUAAAUAAACCGCAAGAAAAAGUACUGCUGGAAAUAAAAAACCCACAAAACAUUUGGCCACCAAAGCAGCAAGAAAGACUGCUCCAGCUGUUGGUCCAUCUGGUGGAUUGAAGAAACCACAUAAAUUUAGACCUGGAACUGUAGCAUUGAGAGAAAUUAGAAAAUAUCAAAAGUCAACAGAAUUAUUAAUCAGAAAGCUACCAUUCUAAAGAUUAGUAAGAGAUAUAGCCCAUGAUUUCUAAAAAGAACUUAGAUUUUAGAGUUCUGCUAUUUUGGCUCUUUAGGAAGCAGCUGAAGCCUAUUUAGUAGGAUUGUUUGAGGAUACUAAUUUAUGUGCCAUUCAUGCAAGAAGAGUAACAAUCAUGUCUAGAGAUAUCCAAUUAGCUAGAAGAAUAAGAGGAGAAAGAUUUUGA